Molecule: messenger RNA, 1051 nt
Organism: Amoebophrya sp. A25
Lineage: Eukaryota; Dinophyceae; Syndiniales; Amoebophryaceae
Source: the annotation of a GenBank genome assembly
AGAAUGAAUCCGGGCAAUGAACCAUACGACCUUAAACAACGAACCGUCCUUGAUGUUCCUGCAGGAUUGAGGAGCGACUGGAGAAGAAAGUGUUAGUACGUCUGAUCUUCACUGAGAAGGAGGACAAAGGCACAAACUCCAGGUCAUCUUAUAGCAUCAGUAGCGUGAAAGCAAGGACCCUCGCAGUAGUUGUAGUGUGAAAAACUUGGAUUUCAUCUCUCUGCCUUUUAGAAUAGUAGAAUAGAAUAGAAUAGAAUGAAGGGUUAAUAUGAUAAAAAGCGGUGGUUGUAGCUGCAGGCGAGGGACAAAGCAGCGCUAGCCGGUUUGGGGGAACUAUCAAGACAAACGAUCAUGAUCUCACAAGCCGAAUCCUCUCUCCUUUCGUCUGAGGAAGAUGGAGUCCUAGAUAACCAUCUUGAUCAUGGUGCCAGCGAUUCCGACGCCAGGCUAUUAUCUGGCAGUGAGGGUGACCAAGGCGCGAGCUCGUCAGAUGGCCUCUCGUCUUCAACCGGGCUAAAGUCGGCGAAGAAACAACAGUCAAAAAGUAGGCUUAUUUUGCAGAGUUUCUGAUCGUGAGUAACUUUCUUUUGCCUUUACGAGUUGCAUCAAAUAACACAGAAAGCGUAGCUGUUACGGUUUCGUUUUAUAAUGCGACACGACAUAGGUUGACCAGUUUAAGAAUAUUCGGACUUCCACCUCCUAACAGCAUUCUUGUUACCACAGUCUUCUCCACUACUUCUAAUACACGGACUUCCACCUCCUAACAGCAUUCUUGUUACCACAGCCUUCUCCAUUAUGACAAGCCUUCUCCAUUAUGACAAGCCUUCUCCAUUACUUCUAUCUUGCAGGCACUGGCGACGACCCCAUAGAAGUUGCCUUUUCUACAUACGACACAUCUGGAGAUGGAUUUUUAUCCCUUGGUGAGUUGCACAGUGCCCUGGUGUCCAUUAUGGGCGCUGACGUUGUCACUGAGGACCUGGUGAGAGAAGUGCUAGCGGAGGUCGACGGCGAUGGCGAUGGACAGGUGAAUUUGGAGGAGUUUUAUUUAUGA